This is a messenger RNA of Daldinia loculata, 1563 nucleotides long. RefSeq names its product putative GABA permease. The transcript has 9 exons. NCBI's taxonomy places the organism in Eukaryota, Fungi, Ascomycota, Sordariomycetes, Xylariales, Hypoxylaceae. The record is from RefSeq and is a predicted model, not a curated record. Gene Ontology annotation, molecular function: transmembrane transporter activity. Bases 1 to 1563 code for a protein of 520 amino acids. Gene Ontology annotation, biological process: transmembrane transport. Gene Ontology annotation, cellular component: membrane.
AUGCAGAAGGAGAGGAAGAGCCACGAGAGAAUUUGUAUCAACGGGGCCCUAUUAUCGUCAUUAAUCAGCGAGUCUGGCCUUGCAUCGGUUAAAUUGGCUUCAUUGGUCGGAAGGGGCUCAGAACUCACCAGAGAUGAGAGAGAUUUGAUGAGGCUAGGCAAAAAGCCGGUGUUAAAGCGCAACUUUGGGUUUAUGUCAGUCCUUGGGUUCUCGUGCACAGUUCUCAUAACAUGGGAAGGAAUGUUGAUAGUCUCAACUCAGAGCCUCGUGAACGGCGGCCCAGCAGGCGUAAUUUGGGGCUAUCUUAUUGUAUGGAUUGGCACCAUCUCAGUGUUUGCCAUCUUGUCAGAAUUAGCAUCAAUGCAAGGCACCAACCGCUGGCAAGCCGUUACGGCUUCGGCGGCGUAUCUGAUAGGAACUCUUCUACAGAGUGUUAUUAUUCUGGCCAAGCCCGAUUACAGCCCUCAACCAUGGCAAGCUAUGCUCUUCCUCUGGGCAAUUUUAGCUUUUGCAGUAUUCAUCAAUACCGUUGCCAGCAAAACUCUUGCUAAAUUUGAAGGGUUAAUAUUGAUCCUUCACAUUUUAGGUUUUCUCGGCAUCUUGAUUCCUUUGGUGUAUCUCGCCCCCCAUGGCGAUGCGUCCAUAUUCACGACAUUCGUCAACGAGGGUGGAUGGCCCACACAGGGGCUCUCGUUCAUGGUUGGGCUGCCCAGUGCUGUAUUCUCUUUGAUCGGCGCUGAUUCGGCUGUGCACAUGGCGGAGGAAAUUAAAAAUGCAUCUACCGUGGUACCACGCGCUAUCCUGAUUACUAUCAUACUCAAUGGCGUUUUGGGGUUCGCAAUGUUGCUUGCUUAUCUUUUCUGCCUCGGAGACUUGGACGCGGUCCUGGAAUCUCAAAACACCUUGGGAUACCCAUUUUUGUUUGUGUUCCAGGCGGGAACUCAGUCGAUACCUGGAGCUGUUGUGAUGGGUCUAGUCGUUGUGGCUCUUGGUAUCUGUAGCACGGUCGGCGUUUUAGCAUCGUCAUCUAGAAUGCUGUGGUCCUUUUCACGGGACCGAGGAAUUCCCUUGUGGAAACACUUCAUCAAGCUUGAUCAGCGUACCUCCAUCCCUAUCUACACUAUCGGCUUUACCACCACCGUCUCCGUACUACUUUCUCUCAUAAUUCUCGGUUCAAGCGUUGCGUUUAGCAACAUCGUUAACUUGAGCGUUGUUGGACUCUAUUCUUCUUACCUGCUCAGUUGUAGCCUGCUCCUUUGGCGUCGCCUUCAAGGUAUCGAGGCACAUGACUCUGAUGCAACAUUGGUUGGCUAUGGGAAUAUCCAAUGGGGCCCUUGGCGCAUCCCGCGAGUGCUGGGUGUGAUCAACAACGUGUUUGCUUGUGUGUAUCUGUUCGUUCUUUGGUUCUGGGCCUUUUGGCCCCCGGCUACGCCAGUAGUUGCAGCGAACAUGAACUUCAGUGUUCUUACUUUUGGGUUUACCACUUUGUUCGCGAUUUUUUGGUAUUUCAUCCGGGGGAAACAUGAAUAUCGCGGGCCGGUCGUUGAGGUGGAGUUUUCGUAA